CUUGGGAGCAGCGGCGUUGGGCCCUCCACUGCUGGCUGCCUUCUGUAGCAUGCAGUGACAUCCUCCACAGCAUACUGGGAGCCUCCCUUUUCUCUGCAGAGUGAAUGUGCCUUGGAGUGGGUCAGGUUAAAGCAGAACUGUCCCAAGGGGUGGUUGACCCAGUGUCCCAUCUGGAGUGAGUGCUGCCUGUCUUGACCUUCAUACAUUCUUAGCUCAUAGUGGCUGGGGUGGUGGUGGCUUUAGGCUUCUGGCUGGAGACAACUAUGCCAUUCGGCAGUCUUCUCGGACUGCGGUGGCAAAGUCUGAGCUACUGAAGGAGGUGGUCCAGAUACACAGCAAGGAGCUUUGAACUGUCCCGAGAGCCAGCCUUGCCAACAUUCCUCUGACCCCCGAGACCCAGCGGGACCAGGAAAGGCGGAUUCGGCGGGAGAUUGCCAACAGCAACGAGCGGAGGCGCAUGCAGAGCAUCAAUGCAGGCUUCCAGUCCCUCAAGACCCUCAUUCCCCACACAGAUGGCGAGAAACUCAGCAAGGCAGCCAUUCUCCAGCAGACGGCAGAAUACAUCUUCUCUCUUGAGCAGGAGAAGACGAGACUCCUGCAGCAGAACACGCAGCUCAAACGCUUCAUCCAGGAGCUGAGUGGCUCAUCCCCCAAGCGGCGACGGGCAGAAGACAAGGACGAGGGCAUUGGCUCCCCUGACAUCUGGGAGGACGAGAAGGCUGAGGACCUUAGGAGGGAGAUGAUUGAGCUUCGGCAACAGUUAGACAAGGAGCGAUCUGUGCGGAUGAUGCUGGAGGAGCAGGUGCGCUCCCUUGAGGCCCACAUGUACCCGGAAAAACUCAAGGUGAUCGCCCAGCAGGUGCAGCUGCAACAGCAGCAGGAGCAGGUGCGGCUGCUGCACCAGGAGAAGCUGGAGCGGGAACAGCAGCACCUGCGGACUCAGCUUCUGCCUCCUCCAGCCCCGACCCAUCACCCCACAGUGAUCGUGCCUGCACCAGCCCCACCUUCCUCCCACCACAUCAAUGUUGUCACCAUGGGUCCCUCCUCAGUCAUCAAUUCUGUUUCUACAUCCCGGCAAAAUCUGGACACCAUUGUUCAGGCAAUCCAGCACAUUGAGGGCACCCAGGACAAGCAGGAGCUGGAGGAGGAACAGAGACGAGCUGUGAUUGUGAAGUCGGUCCGCAGCUGCCCAGAGGCUCACACCUCCGAUACCGCCUCGGACUCUGAGGCCUCGGACAGCGACGCCAUGGACCAGAGCCGGGAGGAGCCUUUGGGGGACGGGGAGCUUCCCUGACCACCCCCAGCCCUCCUCUCCCUUCUGGGGCUAGAGGGGGCCGGGGUAACAACAGGGAGAAACAUGGGUGAAUGAGUGAGGAAUUUUUACAAAAUUAUGAUGUCAUUUGGGUCUCUUUUAUGACCUCUUUUUCAAUACUGUAAGUCGACCUUUGAUCGAAGCCACCCAAGCCCAGGUCCCGGGGUUGGGGUGGCAUAGCACGCGUGGGAGCAUCGGGACUCCAGGGCUGGGCCUCGGCCCUGGGGCCGGGGAAGCUGACACUGAGGUGCCGGGUUUUUCUCCGCCAAAAAGCUUUUUCUGUUUGUUUGUUUGUUUUCCUUCCAUUUAAACGUGUUUUUAAGAACAGGGAAAAUCAAACAAAACCCCAAGGUAUUUUCCCCCUCCCCAGGACCAGCCCGAGACUGUCAGUCUUAGCCCCCUUCCCUCCUGUUUGGUUUUCUUUUUUCUCUUUUAAGCACUUACAUGGGUUGGGGGUCAGGCUGGGUUGGGGCUUUCUGGGGACCUGGGGCUUUACAAUGUUUCUCGGUUGGGGGUUGCUGCUGCCAUUCUCCCCUCCCCCUCCCCACCUCAGCACCAGAAUUGGCCAUUCUCCACUACCACCUUCCCUCCAGGGUUUCCAUCAUUGACCCCAAAAAUGUCUUUGUCUCUCUUUUUGUUUUGUUCGUUGUUGGUUUUAUUUUGGUUUUGGUUUCUGUAAUUUUUUAAAUUUUUUCUUUUUCUUUUUUUUUACACAAUUUUGAGGUCUUUGUGUCCAAGGAGAAGCUAUUAUAUUUUGUUAAGAAAGUGGGGGUAGGGAACAAAAUACCAAGAGGCCAUUGUGCCUUUGUAAAGAAACAAAAUAAAAUUUGUACUUUGUUUUUUAAA
Molecule: messenger RNA, 2158 nt
Organism: Myodes glareolus (Bank vole)
Lineage: Eukaryota; Metazoa; Chordata; Mammalia; Rodentia; Cricetidae
Source: RefSeq, a predicted model, not a curated record